Molecule: messenger RNA, 3781 nt
Organism: Anopheles merus
Lineage: Eukaryota; Metazoa; Arthropoda; Insecta; Diptera; Culicidae
Product: phenoloxidase-activating factor 3-like
Exons: 4
Coding region: 2188-3519 (443 amino acids)
Biological process (GO): proteolysis
Molecular function (GO): serine-type endopeptidase activity
Source: RefSeq, a predicted model, not a curated record
UAAAGUGAAGUCUUCAUACAUUUUCCAAAAUGGCAUUGACGCUAAGGCCGGUGAUUGGCCGUGGCACGCCGAUAUUUUCUAUCUCAACGCCGAAAGAACGGAUUACGCUUGCGCUGGUUCAAUCCUGGACGAGAAUACUAUUCUCACAGCAUCUCAUUGCAUGUAUACUCUGAGCGGUAUGAUCUCUCCGACUCGUGUGUCAGUACACGUGGGACGGAUCCGUCUUCACGAGGCAAGCGAAUACACACAAAUUCACGGUGUGCGGAACAUAAUACUUCAUCCAUGGUUUAGUAGCUACAGCUACCGUAAUGACAUUGCUCUGAUCAAGCUGAGCUCUAACAUAACGAUGACAAAGUACGUACAGCCCAUCUGUCUGUGGACCAUGGACAGCAAGCUGGAUACGAUUAUAGACGGCACUGGAUUUGUCGCUGGAUUUGGUCUGAACGAGCAGGACGUUGUAUCGGACCAGCUAAAACAAGCUACGAUUAAAGUGGUGGAUCCGUUCACCUGUGUAGAAAGUGAUCGCCCAGCAUAUAGCCCCCACGUAACAUUCAAUAUGUUUUGUGGAAAAGGAAAUCCAGUUGCGAGUGCGUGCUACGGAGAUAGAGGCGGCGGUUUGUUCUUGGAAGUUGGGGGCAAAUGGUUCGUAAGGGGCUUGCAUUCGUUUACCCCAAUGCGUGGAAAUACCGGACUGUGCGACCCACAGAAGCCCACCGCAUAUACCGACGUGGCCAAGUAUCUGGACUGGAUUUCGCAGUACAUUGACCAACGAGUGCUGCACUACGAGAUGGAUAUAGACCUUGCAGAAAGGCUUAGAUUGUUCAACUUCCAAACGUGCGGUGUGAAAUGAUCUGCUUUUGUAAAGGGUGGUCUGAGAUGGACACUGCCUUGGGUCGGAUUUGUCAGAGCACCGAAUGAAUUCAAAUCCAGAUGUGUUGUCACACUCAUAAGCGAAUGGUAUGCAGUUGGACCUGCACCUUGUUUCCAGUACGACGGCGUCGAACUUUUCGUUGUGUUAGGUAGCAACAACGAACACUCGAAAUCAGAAUGUUACGAUCGCAAUCGGGCUAUUACAUGCACGCAAGCAUCACAAAUAAGAAAAAUUCAGCGAGAGAUCCUACACCCAAAGAUUAAUCGUAGGAAUUUUGCGGAAAGUAUCUCGCUGAUCGAAUUGCAGAGCCCGGCCGACACCAGCCAGCCGAACGUGAGCCCUAUCUGCCUGCCUGUGACGCCCGAGCUUAAAACGAACGCAAAGACAAACCUACACUUGGCGGCCAGUUCAAGGACAGAUAAUUCUUUCAAAACUUUUCCCGUCCGCUAUGUGGAGUCGGACGAAUGUACGAGACAGUACGCCGAACGUAAGGUUUUGCUCGAUCUCGAAGAUAAUAAAUUUUGUGCAGAACUUGCAAACAAGCAGGAUGAGCAGUAUUGCAUUGCACUGAUACAGGGAGCGCCACUCCAGGAAAAGAAGCUGUUCAAUGGUACGGAGCGGUACUUUCUGCGGGGACUCGAGUUGCGAGGAUUUGGUUGUUUUUCACAGCCAUCGCCUGUUUAUAACAAUAUCGAAAGCCAUCUCGACUGGAUACUGUACAGCAUGAGGCACAACGAACCGAUAGAGAUCGCUGAAGAGGAAAGUAAGCCAGAAAACGGAAUGUUACAAUCAAAAUGGACAAGACUGCAGCAGGAGCCAGGGAAUGAAAAGCUUCAGCUCUUCAAUAUGAGCUCGUGUGGUAUACCGCACAUCCCAAAUGCUGAAAACAGUUCCGUGUUCGUCAAUCCCUGGAUGGUGACAGUACUUGGCUUGGAGUAUAGCAUGAAUGAGGACAUGCAAAUACAAAUCAAUAAUGUUGGUGUACUGAUAAGCGAAUGGUACUUUCUGAUAAAUGCCCAUUUAGUGUCACAGAAAGCAUGGGGGUAAGUACGGCUUUGUUUUAAAAAACAUGGAAAUUACUCGUUCAUAAUUAUCUUACGUUUUUCCAUUUUAGGAGAGAAGUUUAUUUGGGUCUAUACUAUCUUGCCCUACAAAGCGAAUGCGUCGGUGACUCUUGCAAACGUCCUGUUAGGGUUAGCAUACAGAGCAUUACGAUUCAUCCUAACUAUGCUCAAGACCCGCUUAAUCAUAAUAUCGCUCUGGUCGAACUUGCCGAGCCGGCAAACCUUCACAAUCCAGACAUAAGACCUAUUUGCAUGCCAUUCUUCAAAGAACUGCAAAACAAAAAACCGCUUGAGCUGAUUGUUUCAUAUACAAAUAAUGUAGAAGGCGUAACCAGCAAAAACCUACCAGCACUCAACCCGUUCACUUGCCAACGGAAAUUGGAACAGAGAGGAAUCUUUACGUCGACGAAAACCGUGCCCUGGUGUGUAAUCGAUGAGGACAGGGAGGGACAAUCGCAGCUACUAAAUGGAGGGGCAACACUGCAAGGUUUAAUGAAGUUCGAUCAGUAUGUUAGAUAUUUUUUGAGAGGGAUUAAUUUGCCCAACAAUAUACGGUACGAGCUACCUGAACACCUGCAACUGUUCACCAAUGUCGAUCGAUUUCUCGACUGGAUUGUGGACAACAUGAAGUUUAAGGAGUAUAAAGCAUCACCGAACACCGAACUCUUCAAAGUUACAGAAAAACGUAUCAAUUUGCCACCAAUACAGGCCGCUUCCCACAGGAGAUUGUUCAAUUUCAGCAAUUGUGGAAUCAUGCCACUCAAGAAUGAGUCGUCCAGUAGUUAUCCAAUUAUCCCGUGGAUGGGGUAUUUAACAUCAAAUAUAACCCCCAACAUGCCUAGCAAAUGUGCAGUUACGCUAAUCAGUGAAUGGUACGCCGUGGGCUUGACAGGUUGUUUUAGUGGCGAUAGCCUACAAUACUCGAUCCUGUUUGGUGUCAAUAGCGUCACAACCCAUACAGACUGCAUUGAUGUAGCGACUGGAUGUGGUGCCCCUACACAACGGAUACCAGUGCGCAAGGUCGUCAUCCAUCCACAGUACGAUAGAAUUGACCAUAGGAACGACAUUGCGUUGAUUCAGUUUGCAAGAGCGGCGGAUACAUCUCAACCAAACGUCAAACCAAUCUGCCUUCCAGUGUUGGAUGAAGUACGUAGCUUUGAUAUAUCCAGCUUAGUGCAAGUCAGGCAAAAUAUAGACGACACUAAGUUCGAAUUAUCUAAAGCAGGUAAUAGACACGUCGAAUCGACCGAGUGUCAAAAGCGUUGGGAUAGUUUGGCAGUCAAACUUCCCAUCGAAAACAGAAAGAUGUGUUUUUUGUUUGAAAUAGCACCCAACAAUGAGUGUUUCGAUCUACUGAUCGGAUCGUCGCUGCAGACAAUUCAAGUAGUCGGUUCGAAAGAAAGACAUUUUCUACGCGGUAUCCUUGCGAUCAAGCCGAAUUUAUGUACACUAUACUUUCCGCUAUUAUAUACCGAAACAGAUAAUCAUUUGAAUUGGAUAUUGAAUAAUAUGGAAGAACAGAAAAAAGUUUCCAAUCCAUUUGGAUUGCCAUACGAUUUGAGGGAAAAACUAAUUUUCUAUUGAAUACGUUAUCAAUUUUAAGACAAAUAGUCUGAAAACAAUUGUUAAAGUAAACAACUUUUUAUUAUAAUGUAUGAUAAGCAAUUAAAGCAUCGAAGAUGAAACACAUCACACACUUAUGAAUCAGAAAAAAAGGAAAUUUUAACCGGGAAUGGCAACAAACCUAAUAAAAUCGAGAAUAUCGUAUAUCCCAUUAACGAACCUUUGGAAGAGAGCAAGCGUAAUAUUAAUAUUAGAGUUAAUGAAUAAGGAACUGUUUAGUAAU